This is a messenger RNA of Hypomesus transpacificus, 4679 nucleotides long. Its product is annotated as synapsin-3-like. The transcript has 14 exons. Gene Ontology annotation, biological process: neurotransmitter secretion. Gene Ontology annotation, molecular function: ATP binding. Gene Ontology annotation, cellular component: synaptic vesicle membrane; synaptic vesicle. The coding region runs from base 1177 to 2826 and encodes 549 amino acids. NCBI's taxonomy places the organism in Eukaryota, Metazoa, Chordata, Actinopteri, Osmeriformes, Osmeridae. The record is from RefSeq and is a predicted model, not a curated record.
CUACUUAUGCAAAAGUAUACAUUUGUGGUUAGCACUUCAGGGCCACCCCAUAUCUAUACAACAGGACUUGCCUGGCCACACUGCAUGAUCCAAUCACAAUACUGACAAAACUGCUCCACUGUUUAUGACCACAAGAGGGCACUAGCAUUCAGUUGCUAGGAACCCCCUUCAACAGAAAAAACAUCAGAUAAUGCACACGUCACAUUGGUCACUAUGUACCAGUUACUCUUAUAAAACUCUGUUCCCUGCAAGACAAAUGUGUCCCCAAUGAUGAGCUGGAUUUGACAGGCCCCUCCAGCAUACAGCAUGUACAGUACGUAGCCUUUAAAAUACUUAUAGGGGUCUCUUGUAUAUUUUGGAUUAUAAAUAUAUUUAAUAACCUGUAAAAGUGAUCUGUGAACCCAAGGUCUCACUGAAGUGUUUGAAAAGGGGGAAGAGGGGGAAUGAUUCACGUGGCGUUAGCUUGGAUGGGGCCAGAAAAGGUCUGGAUGGAUAGGACCUUGAUGGCCACCAGGAAUCAAUACUCACUGUAAGGAAGAGGCUCUGAUGAAUGCACAUAAUGACGUUUCCUUACCAUCAUCAUCCUUGAUUCGGUUUCACUGGGACAAACAUCAGGUCUGGUUAACCCUGAACAGAAUAGUACCAUAGUGGAACAGGAAUGUUAAGGUUAGGGGAUCUGAAAAGAUCUAUCCGCCCUGUUUUCCACUUGGGCAUUGGUUUGCUGCUAAACUCAAGCAAUCCUUCCUGCUCUGUAUGUGUGGAGGUUAUCUGGUGUUCAUUUCACAUUGUGGCCUCCCUCUCAUCGUUUUAGUUGACAUUUUUAGCCUGGAUGUCUGUGCCCCACCCUGUGUUGUUUAACCCUGACAUGAUUCAAUUACAUUUGUGCUGUGGAAGAACAGUAGAGCUAAGCAGUCUACUUCGUAAGAGCUUCCCUCCUUCCUUACGCCAGUAAACAACCUCUGACAUUAACCUCUCCUAACAGCUACUUCCUGGCUGGACCAUUGGAUGGAUUGGCAGCCGCUGGGCGAUUGUUGCCAGGCGGAAGUGGUGCACUGUGACUUCCUGUUGAGAGCGCCGUGGGUGGAAUCUCCAAGGAACAGUGUGGGUCGGGAGAAUCUCGUUUCCACUGUGAACCACAUCUCCCCUCUGGCCUGACCCAGCAUCCAGCCCGUCACCAUGAACUACCUUCGCAGGCGUCUCUCGGACAGCAGCUUCGUAGCUAACCUCCCCAACGGCUACAUGAUGGACCUGCAGAGGCCGGCGCCCAGCCCCUCCACGCCCUCCUCCUCCACCUCCACCCCCGCCUCCCCAGCCACGGAGAGGCGACAGCCCCCGGUGGCACCAAGCCAGUCCCAGGCUCCUCCGGUGGCCUCCGGAGGGGGGGGGUUCCUCAGCUCCUUCUCCAGCGUGGUGAAGAGCGCCCAGAUGGCCCAGGGCGUUGCCGCGGCAGCGCAAGCCAAGUCAGCAGCCGCAGCCGCCGCCACCGCCGAGGGGGGGCCUGGAGGCACCGCCCCCCCGGCCCAGCCCCCGAAACCAGUCGUACGCAAACCCAAGAUCCUAUUGGUCGUAGACGACCCGCACACGGAAUGGGCCAAGUACUUUAGGGGGAAGAAGCUGAACGGGGAAUAUGAGAUCAGAGUGGAACAGGCGGAGUUUUCGGAGAUCAACCUUGCCUCCUACGUCAACACCGGCUGUAUGGUCGACAUGCAGGUCACCAAGGGAGGAACCAAAGUGGUCAGAUCCUUCAAGCCAGACUUUGUCCUGAUUCGCCAGCAUGCCUACAGCAUGACUCCGGGCGAGGACUACAGGAGCUUGGUGAUUGGCCUGCAGUUUGGGGGCGUGGCCAGCAUCAACACUCUGCUCUCCAUCUACAACUUCUGCAGCAAACCCUGGGUGUUCUCACACAUGAUAAAGCUCUACCAUUCCCUUGGCCCGGAGAAGUUCCCUCUCAACGAGCAAACCUUCUACCCCAAUCACACACAGAUGGCCACUGCACCAGCCUUUCCUGUGGUGGUCAAGAUGGGCCAUGCCUACGCUGGGAUGGGAAAGAUCAAAGUGGAGAACCAGGAAGACUUCCAGGACAUCACCAGCGUGGUGGCGCUGGCUAGGACCUACGCCACCUCCGAGCCCUUCGUCCAGUCCAAGUACGACAUCAGGAUCCAGAAGAUUGGCAACAACUACAAAGCGUACAUGAGGACGUCCAUAUCAGGGAACUGGAAAGCCAACACGGGGUCCGCCAUGCUGGAGCAGAUCGCCAUGACGGACAGGUACCGUCUGUGGGUGGACUCCUGCGCGGAGAUGUUUGGAGGUCUGGACAUCUGUGCCGUGAAGGCGGUCCACGGGAAAGAUGGCAACGACUACAUCAUAGAGGUGAUGGACAGUUCCAUGCCUCUGAUUGGUGAACAUGUGGAGGAGGACAAGCAGCUUAUCACAGAGCUGGUGAUGAACAAGAUGGCAAGUGUCCUCUUGGGAAUCACCACGCCACUGCCUUCUGCUGUCAAGACACAGCCUCAGAGCUCUCAGCCAAGAAGAGCCCAAGGGGGAAACCGCUCCGCCUCAGCCUCUCCAUCCCAGUCAGCCCAAGGUUCCCCUCAAAGAGCCCGCUCUGCCAGCACCUCCCCCAGCCAGGCCUUCCAGCCUGGCCCCAUCCCUGCCACCUCUGGCCCCGGGGCCCAGAAGCAGCCUCCUCAGCUGAAUAAAUCCCAGUCGUUGACCAACACCUUUAACAUCACAGACACAGUGAAGGGGAACCCCACAGAUGAUGAGGCCAAGGCAGAGACCAUCCGCAGCCUACGCCAGUCCUUCGCUAGCCUCUUCUCCGACUAACACCUUCUUCAAGACUCUUCCACCAGCAGCCAUGGCUCCAGGAGGGAGGCCCAGUCUGUCAUCACAGGUCUCACUCCAAACAGGAAGCACCUUCCACUUCCUGUUUCCUACUUCCUGUUUUCCACCCUGUUGCAUAUUUAUUGAAAAAAUGUCAGUUGGAAAGGUUCCGACAAUUAAAUUAGUCUGGAGUUUUGUGCAGGGCAUGGUGUAAUUGUUUUGCAUCUGUCCUGUUGUCAAAAAAGUGCCCUAGAAAUGUUUAGUAAGAUUAGCAUUUUUUUUAUAUUUUAAAGGGCACACGUGUUUUCCUCAUGUAGUUUGACUUUCAUGGCUUUCUGUUUUAGGCGAUAUCACAGUAUUUAGAAAUUAUAACUAAUUAUGUUGAUAGGUUCAAUAGCGAUGUCUAUCCUAUUGAUGGCAACAUAUCAAAAAUAGAACAAUUGCCAUAUCUAGUUGGCUGGCAAGUAGUUAUUGUAAUUCACCUGGGCCUAUGAUUACCAAAGUAUUUUUGAUAAAACCAGAAACCCAUUUUGUUAGGUCCGCCACAGUACCUGUACACAUGCAAUCUAAGGAGCCGCAGAUACUGUAAGAACUUGUCUUCCAUUACAGGAAAAUCUUUCCCCUGAAGCCAUUAGUAGUUACUACAUGACCUAUCUUUGUAAAUAGCACUACGUACAAUUAUCCAACAUCUGUUCGUAAGCCAGUGUUAUAACAUAGUUGUGGAAACCCAUAUUCCAUGUAAAAGGUAAAGAAUGUGUUUUUAUCGGAUAAUGAUUGUAACAGGGAAAAGUCCUCCAUAUGUAAUAAAGGCAAGUAGAACAGUAUCAAGCAGGUUCUGUUAAAGCGCUGGGAGCUAGAAGAGAUAUCUGAAGUCAAAGAUGACUCCUGGAAGGCAGGUAUCUGUGAAACAUCAUUACAUUAUCUUACUGUAAACUCUCCUACCAUGAAUACGAUAGAAUUGGGGCUUUCCUAAUCUAUUGAAAUGUCCUAUUGUACAACAGUGAUAAGUGCAUGACAAUGAAUUCAACGUAAAUAUGUUUAUGUAUCCUAAUCUGUUUGGAAUUGAAUAUGAAUGUCAUGGUUUUACCUCAUUGCAAUCAGUUUUCCAUGUCAAUCUCUUCUGGAAAAUGGCAGAUUGAUUAUAAUGACUGUGUCCAUUUUUUGGUGCAUUGCUUUGACGUACAGAAUACUUUAUUUUAGAAUUUAUAUUUGAAAUUUUGUGAGUAUAAACAUAGUUAUUUAAUUAUCUUAAUAACCACCUUCUUUGUCUUCAGAAAUUGUACUUGAAGUUGCACUAUGCUCUCUGGCUAGCUUCAAUAAUAGUAUUACUUUUAAGGAGGUACAAUUUAUACAUCGUGGAUUGUUUUUGUUGCACUCAACAACCCCAUUAAGGAAUUCUAAAUGUUUACAUUAUGCUGGAUGAUUUUUAUUUUACAGUUCUAGAUGUCAUUUCUUUUGCCUUGGACACUGUGUCACAAAGGACCAAAUUGCCUGUUAGACUUAAGACCAUUUAAAUAAUUAUCUAUUUUGUUUUAUUCUUGAUGAGAUUUGUCAACCACUUUAAGUAAUAAAUACUUCAGUAUGAAAAGCCAUAAAAAGCCAUGACGUACUGGGAAUAUGAUGUCGUUCUGGAGCAGUGAUGCCCUAUGAGGCUGUGACGUAAAUGGGUUCAUGUUUACUCUGGUUAAUUAUUCCUCACAUCACUUCUGCUUGUAUUACUCUGUUAUUACUGUUAUUCAUCAAUUGAUGAAUCCAAGUGUCUGUUGUCUUUUUUUUUUUACUCACAAUGUAGAGCCACAGAAAACGCUGAUUCAAAAUGGUGGGAAGGUCAUCCAGUAACUACCAAAAGUCCAGCA